GGAGGGGCCAGGAGCUUUGGCUGCUUCCACUGCAGGGGUUUUUCCCCAAAAUGUAGAUGGGAUGUUCAAGCUUUUAGGAAGACGGGAUGCCAGGAGCGCAGACUUGUCGGCAGCCAAGCGCAAGUUUGCAGACUCCCUCAAUGAGUUUAAGUUCCUCUGCAUCGGCGACGCCGAAACGGAUGACGAGAUCUGCAUCGCCAAGUCUCUGCAGGAGUUUGCCACGGUGCUGCGGAACCUGGAGGACGAGCGGAUGCGCAUGAUCGAGAACGCCAGCGAGGUGCUGAUCAUGCCGCUGGAGAAGUUUCGCAAGGAGCAGAUCGGGGCUGCAAAGGACGCCAAGAAGAAAUACGACAAGGAGACGGAGAAGUAUUGUGGUGUCCUAGAAAAGCACUUAAACUUGUCUUCAAAGAAGAAGGAAUCCCAGCUUCAGGAGGCAGACAGCCAGGUGGACCUGGUUCGGCAGCAUUUCUACGAAGUCUCCCUGGAGUAUGUCUUCAAGGUGCAAGAGGUGCAGGAGAGGAAGAUGUUCGAGUUCGUGGAACCUCUGCUGGCCUUUCUGCAGGGGCUUUUCACCUUCUACCACCACGGCUACGAGCUUGCAAAGGACUUCAACGAUUUCAAGACAGAGCUGACAAUCAGCAUCCAGAACACAAGGAAUCGUUUUGAAGGAACGAGGUCAGAGGUCGAAUCUUUGAUGAAGAAGAUGAAGGAGAAUCCUCACGAGCACAAAAACAUCAGCCCGUACACGAUGGAGGGGUAUCUCUACGUGCAGGAGAAACGUCACUUUGGGACUUCCUGGGUGAAGCAUUACUGCACCUACCAGAGGGAAUCGAAGCGGAUAACGAUGGUGCCGUUUGACCAGAAAUCUGGAGGAAAAGGGGGAGAAGACGAAGCCGUUAUCCUCAAAUCCUGCACGCGGCGGAAAACCGACUCCAUCGAGAAGAGGUUUUGCUUUGACGUGGAAGCUGUGGAUCGGCCUGGCGUGAUCACCAUGCAGGCGCUUUCAGAAGAGGACCGAAAGCUGUGGAUGGAGGCAAUGGAUGGCCGGGAACCGGUCUACAACUCGAACAAGGACAACCAAAGCGAAGGCACCGCCCAGUUGGAUAAUAUCGGCUUCAGCAUUAUCAAGAAGUGCAUCCACGCUGUGGAGACAAGAGGGAUCAAUGAGCAAGGGCUCUACCGAAUCGUUGGAGUAAACUCCAGAGUUCAAAAGCUGUUGACUAUAUUAAUGGAUCCCAAAACAGCCACAGAAACAGAAACAGAGAUCUGUGCGGAGUGGGAGAUAAAGACCAUCACUAGUGCCCUGAAAACUUACCUGCGAAUGCUUCCGGGGCCGCUCAUGAUGUACCAGUUUCAAAGGAGCUUCAUCAAAGCAGCAAAACUGGAGAAUCAGGAGUCCAGGGUGUCCGAGAUCCACAGCCUCAUUCAUCGGCUCCCAGAGAAAAACAGGCAGAUGCUGCACUUGCUCAUGAACCACUUGGCAAAAGUUGCAGAUAAUCACAAGCAGAACCUGAUGACUGUUGCUAAUCUGGGUGUGGUAUUUGGGCCAACGCUGCUUCGACCUCAAGAGGAAACAGUCGCUGCCAUUAUGGACAUCAAAUUUCAGAACAUUGUGAUUGAAAUUUUAAUAGAAAACCAUGAGAAGAUAUUUAACACGGUGCCAGAGACUCCGCCGUCGAACUCGCAGCUGCUGUUAUCGCGCAAGAAGAGCACGGACUCCAAACCUCCCUCCUGCAGCGAGAGGCCCCUGACGCUCUUCCACACGCCGCAGCCCAACGAGAAGCAGGAGAACAGGAACAGUCUCAUCAACUCCAGCCUGGAAUCCGUCAUCUCCUCAAACGUAAACAGCUUCCUCAACUCCAACAGCGCUCCCCAGCCCAGCCUCAACUCCAGUGAUCUUGAGCUAGAAGUAAUUAAACCCAACAGGCCAAAUUCACUCCCUCAGAAUCCAAGCCCAACGUCACCCCUCUCACCGUCCUGGCCCAUGUUCUCCGCGCCAUCAAGUCCUAUGCCCACCUCCUCUACGUCCAGCGACUCAUCCCCCAUCAGCUCACCGCUGCGGAAGGCCCGGGCUUUGUACGCCUGCAAAGCAGAGCACGACUCCGAGCUCUCCUUCACGGCGGGGACCGUCUUCGAUAACGUCCACCCGUCCCAGGAGCCCGGCUGGCUGGAAGGGACCCUCAACGGGAAGACGGGAUUAAUCCCCGAGAACUACGUGGAGUUCCUAUAACCGCGGUGUGAGAGGCGCCGCCGCUGAGCUUUACAUGGUAUCCAUGGCAGCCGCUGGCAGGAGUCCUGCAGCCCACCCUGCUCCUCGCCCCUCUGCCACGAGGGCUUCCCCGUGUCCGCCGAGACGAGUGUUUGUGUGGGUGAUUCCCUGCCUGUCCCCUCCCGGGGAGGUGGCUCCGCUCCUCCAGCCCCGAGCGCAGGCGGGUGAUGCCCAAAGCCCACGUCCCCGCUGGGAGCCCUCGCAGCCAUCAGAAGCACCCCCAGGAAUGCCACAGCCCCGUGCUGCACCCCCCGUGCUCCUGCAGACACUGGAGAGCCCCCCAUCCUGCUGCUCCCUGCGGAGACACCCUUGUGAGGUUCAUCGGAGGGAGCCCGGGGACCUCCAAGGCAUCCUUUGCUCCCGGACCUUCCCCAGCCGGAGCAGAGCCAGGAACGACCGGUCUCUUCUCGGGGUGAGGAGCUUUGGGCUGACACCGACCCGUGGGCUGUGUCUGCAGCACAUGGUGUGGGGCUGAUGUCCCUCUGGGGCUGGGGACAGCCCUGGCCGGGUGGCCGUCCCACUGUGUCCUGGCAGGGCUCUGCUCUCGCAGGCGAGAGCCGGGGGCUCCCUGGGCAUCGGGACCCAUCGGGGCUCGGCCGGUCCCAGCACCGUGGAGUGGAAAAUAUUUUGGACCAAACCUCUUUUAAAAAAAAGAAAAAAAAGGCAGAUUGAGAAUUUUUUGAGGUCAGAGGUAGCCAUCUGUGAUGUGUGCAGGCUGCGCUCCCUUCCUGGAGGGCGAGAUGCAGCUCCAGAGAAACCCCUUCAGGCGGGUGUCCCCGCUUCCCCGUGCCCAUCACCAGGGA
This is a messenger RNA of Calidris pugnax (ruff), 3072 nucleotides long. RefSeq names its product Rho GTPase activating protein 26 (gene ARHGAP26). Lineage: Eukaryota; Metazoa; Chordata; Aves; Charadriiformes; Scolopacidae. The record is from RefSeq and is a predicted model, not a curated record. Gene Ontology annotation, biological process: signal transduction. Gene Ontology annotation, cellular component: cytoplasm. The coding region runs from base 62 to 2230 and encodes 722 amino acids. Gene Ontology annotation, molecular function: GTPase activator activity; protein binding. The transcript has 23 exons.